AUGGCCUUCACGGAAACUACGGCAUUUCACUCACCGACGUUGGACGAGGGGGAGACUCCGCGAGAAGAGGACUCAACUGACUCUAGACUCAGCAGCCGCUGUCGCGGCAACAAACAUCGGCAGAUGGGAAAACACUGCGGAAAUGACGGGAUCAGCGUGUUUCUUCUCUCCACACAUCACAUUCCACACGCUUUGCAGCCGUAUGCGCCCACCGCGUCGGUGUCAGCAAGGCUGGUUGAGCAGUGCCUCUGGAAUUAUCGAGACACCCUCUUUUUGGCGCGUGAAUAUGUCCACACGACAGAGGCAGAGAACACACAGCUCCGUAUGCAUCUGCUGCAGUUACAACAAGAGGCUGCAGAUGGGAAGAGAGGUACCACAGACACGCCGGGUUCGGCGGCUUCAUUUCCCGUGGAGAAACAACUGUGGGAGAUCAUGUUGCGUGACCACGGCAAACAUCCGCUUCUUCCUUCGGAGUCGCUACGCUAUCAACAGAUUCUGCAGGAUAUGAAGCACCUGGCUCGAGGGGUACUGGUCCCCAUUGAAAUCCUGCGGCAUCGCAAUCAUUGGCUGCUGUUACAGGAGGAUGUGCAACUGAAUUUAGCGGGCCGUCUCUUUCACUAUCGUGUGGUGCUGCGACAGUCCCCGCCACCGAUGAUGGUAAGACGCCUUUGGUGCGAUUUGUGGUCACUGCUCGGCGCGGCGUGGCGGCAGCGGCAGCGGCUUAUGGGGGCAUACGCAGAGGGCAUUCCACCCGUUGACCUUAACGGUGAUGUGUCGCAGCUCCCGCCCGCCUCUUCCACGCCACUCUUGUUGCGUGAUGCCCAUCGUGCAAAGCAGCAAGUGGACGCCAAAAGUAGCUUCCACCGUGAGGGCGGUUUGGCACGUGACGCACGAAGGGCUUUUGGGGCAGAGCGGGGUGGGGAGGGUGACGACCUCGCCUUUGGGCCGUUGCUUCCGCAUCGGGUGGGUGUCACGACGUCGCGCCACUACGCCAUCCGCGUUCCAUUGUUUUCUUUCCUCAGCUCUCUGCGUGUGCGGGUGGGAGAGGCCGCUGCCACGACCUCGACAGUCAGGUUAAACAGCAGUGGGAGAGGCAAAAACGCCGUUCCUCGCAGUGACUCCCCGACGUCGCAGAGCAGCAGUCCCACCCAUUGCGCUGCGUUUGCGUCUGCGUCUUGCGCCGAGGAUGCGGCUCUGCCCAACGUGCCGUUUUUUGACACUACGGUAGAAGAGGUGGAGGCGUGUCGGGUGCCAUACCUCUCACCAGAGUGGUUUGUGCGUUUGCGUUCGCGGGCCAAAGGCGACUUACACGGGUGGGACGGGACUGCUGUGCUACACUCCUACUCAGAUGAUGCAUGGAACAUCGCCGUGUUGGCGCUGGAGUUCAUGCUGACCGGAUUUCCACUUGCCAAGAGUUGCUGCGGCCACCCUGACUCCUCCGAUCCGCCAACCUCGUCUCUGUUUGACGAUGUUGUAAAGCUCCUGGUAACGUCUCACAGUGUGCCGCUCGAGGCGGCGCAGAACUUUCUUUACGCGGCACUUCAUGAGUUAUCGCUGCUGCUUCGUCAAAAUACUCCUGACGUUUUAACGAUGACGUCGGAUGACGACGGUCACGCGGAGUCCGCACCUUUGCCGCGACGUCUGGCACAAGAGUGGCACAGCUAUCUGACGAGGACGUAUGGUGGGGUUGACGGUGACAGCACUACUAUGGUUCAUGGUGGUAAUGGUGAGGGUAGUAUUUUCCGCGACAUUGCGGAGAGUGGACUUCGAUGGUCCCGCCGUGAUCGAUGGAAGGCAUUCCAGGAAGCACAUGCUCUUUUUCUUUCUGACGCCGUCGAAGGCGGUUCUGCAGCAGGCGAGCGUGGCGGUGGUGGUGAUGACGCUGGUAUCACGGUGGAUGCCGCCCAGCGUGUUCUAGGCGGUUUGGUAAGCCCUCUGAUGCCACUUCAUCCGACUCUGUGCGCUGCGGCAGCGAGGAGUGGCGUUGGGGCAGAGACUUUUAUGAAGAACCAGCCGGCGAUGGCACCCCCACCGAAACUCUCCUCCCCAUCUCUGUGGGAUGUGCAGACCCGCCUGCAGGUUUGGCGGCAUAACGUUGAGCAGCACGCCAUGGUAGAAGGAGGCUGUCGGAGGGAUAUUGAGGCGAGGCGGAACGUUGUGUUCAGAGAGUUUGUUUACGUCGUGCGACGGAUCCUCCAGCAACGUCUCCGUGAACUGCGGCCCGAUGUGGAGAAAAAGGAAGAGGCUGCGCCGAUUGGUCCCCCACGUCGAAGCCUUUUUACCAAGGCGUCCUUCACUAAUGGGGGUAACUUGUCGCAGUCGGCUGUGCAGCACGGACUGCUGCGAGGGUUGAUAGAGCGAGGUGCACUCUUUGCAUACUGCACCAACGAAUGCUGUGCCGGUGACGGCACUCCUCCAAUUCCGCAUGGCGGGGGUGAAGGUUCACAGGAUGAAGGCGAGGCUGAGGAUGACGGUUCCCCCCCGGUGUUUCCCUUUUCGCAGGUGUUUCUCCCCACAGAGGAGCUUUUGGGAUUACUGCACAGCGAUGUGGUGUUACUGAACUCCGCCUUUCCCGCAGUUGGUGCGGUGAGGAGUGCCCUUGACACUAUUGUCGGACCACAAUGUGCGGCCAAGUCGCGGGUGUCGCAGCCUCUCUCACCUGCUGCGUCAAAGGCGGGGUGGCUGAAGAGUGCCAAGCGGGUCAUCCGCGAAGUUGAUUUGAGCGUCGCACAACAACUCGCAAUAAUCGCGGAGCUGCGGUGCCUUCUGUACAGUGCCCCACUUGAGAGACGCGCGUUGCGGAUGCGACGUUACCUCGCGGAGAUGCGGGCGGCCGGAGCAAGCCCGUACGUGCCUGUGCCACCCACACUUCGUGGGGAGGUCUGGGGCGUGCUCCUUCAGGUGCCGCCGGAAACCGCACGUGGCGCCACAUACUGCGCGCUUAACACCUCGUGCAUCUCCGCCUUUGAUCGACAGCUGGCCGUUGACAUUCCUCGAUGUCAUCAGUAUCAUCCUUUGCUAGCAACGACGGAGGGGCAUGAGCGAAUGCGACGUGUCAUUAAGGCCUGGUUACUGAUGAACCCCGGGAUGGCGUAUUGGCAGGGGAUGGACAGCGUCUGCGCGGUUCUCCUUGCUGUCAGCUUCACAAAUGAGGCGCUUGUGGCAGCGCAACUGCAGCAGUUGACACUGCAUUACAUCCCACACGAUGCCGUUGCAUCCUCGCCGUCAGGUGUACAGAGCAUGGAGGAGCGUCUGCAUCAGUUUGCAGUGAUGCUGCGGUACUGUGACCCGCGUUUAGCGUUUCACCUUCUUGAUGAAGUGGAAUGCCGCCCGGAGUUGUUUGCAAUUAGCUGGUUCCUCGCUCUCCUAGCACACGGGUUACCAGUGGGGAAGGUGUGUCUGUUGUGGGAUUUUCUUUUUGUCUACAGCGAGGCGUCCCCGCACUGCCUCACGGCCUUGUGCCUUGCGGUGCUGCUGCAGCAGCGGGAACGGCUACUGGGAAAUGACUUCUCCGUCUGCCUCUCCACACUGAGCCGUUUACGGGACAUCGACGUUCAUCUACUGCUGCAUGACGCGGCACUACUGUUACGUUCUGUGCCGCCCGCCUUGGCGUUGCUGUCACUCCGCGCCGGCGAAGUGCGGCGCUGCGGAAUUUUGCUUGUGGAUGUCCAGACAAUCCUUCGGGUGUUUAACAGCCGAUUGUUGCGGGGUGCAGAGGACUCGGCGGAGACGGCGUGGGCGCCGUCAGGGCUGUUUCUUGUGGACCUGCGCACACACCGUGAGACGACGACAGGGCUGCCGCAACGAGGCACACGCGUGGAGGAGCGUGUCGUAGGGGCGCUGCUUUUUCCCCUCGUGGCGCCACCCGCGCAUAACGACGACACAAGCGCCACGCAACCGUCGCAGCGACUCGUCGCCCAACAGGCUACCGAGCUUCUGCUGCAGCUCGACAACAUGGCAAUGGCGGCGCUUCCACCGUCCUCGGCAACAGCGCCAGAAGCAAGGCCAUCGACAUCAGCAGAAGAGUUGGAAACCGAAACACUGGCUCCGCCACUGCCGGCGGUAGCGACAGGAGCAGAAGAGCCGGUGGAUGGUCCGUCCACCGCGCUGCGGGAGUGUGCGGCGAGUCCCCACGUUGUUUUGUUUACUCGGUCGAUGACACCCUGCGAGACGACGGCGGCUGAGUCACUUGCACUUGAGCUAGUGCGAUGCGGCACACCGCAUGUGUCUAUUUUGCUGGGUGGGUUUCUGGAGCUUCGGCAGGAAGCCCCACACCUCGUCGUUGAGGUGGAGGAGGAUUGA
Trypanosoma rangeli is the source of this 4302-nucleotide messenger RNA. Its product is annotated as putative GTPase activating protein. Gene Ontology annotation, molecular function: GTPase activator activity. The coding region runs from base 1 to 4302 and encodes 1433 amino acids. The transcript has a single exon. The record is from RefSeq and is a predicted model, not a curated record. Lineage: Eukaryota; Euglenozoa; Kinetoplastea; Trypanosomatida; Trypanosomatidae. Gene Ontology annotation, biological process: activation of GTPase activity.